CUGGUUUUUAAGAGAAUUCUAUUGGAGUUUCCAAUGGGAACAGUGGCCAGGGUUGACUCUAGUCAGUUGAUCGCGAACUGUGUUUGGGCGAGCCCGCGCCCCUCGCUUCCAGUAACGGUAUAAAGUUUCGCCAGUUCAGUUCAAGUCCAAAUAGGCCCCAGUGAGUUGUCAUACAUCUUGGAUAUUUGUUCUGCAGCCAUUUUUGUGGUAACAAUAAAACCGGUAUCGAAAUGGAGCAGAUAACAAAACACCUCGUAAUUAUGGCGGCGCUAACGAUAGCCCAGCCCGCCAUCACCGCCAAGGACGACCACAGCAUAGAGUAUUACCACAUGCCAGUGUUCACCAACAUCUGUGACAUCGUCGACAGGAGAUCCCUAGUCCACUGCUACUGUGACAGCACCAAACCAAAGAUGGCCACCCGAGCAGACUGCUGGAUAUUCACCGGAGGAAUCGCCCCAGAAGACCCCAUCUGGCCAAACUUCUCCUCCCAGUCUGAAUUAGAACACUUGAUGUUCAACGUUCGAUCAGAUGAAGCUCUAACCUUCAUACCCGCCAAAGCCAUCGUUAGACUCGAAAGACUCAAACACAUAUCUAUACAAUUUGGAACGAUACAAAGUAUACCACCUUAUGCGUUCACCAACUCAUCUACUUUAAGACAAAUCAGCUUAAGAUCCAACAAAAUAUCAAUCCUGGAGCGACAUUCAUUCGCACAAAUGAUGAUGCUGUCCAAUCUAAGUUUGGACGACAAUCAAAUCACGGAACUUAGACGCGACGUAUUCUUCGGACUGCCUAAUUUACAUGUCUUACAUUUAUCAAAUAAUAAUCUAAGUUUGAUCCACGAGGGAUGCUUCAAACAUCUGAACAAUUUAAUAGAGUUGAAACUGGAUUUGAAUUCCAUAUCAGUUGUUACGAGGGAAAUGUUUGAAGGGCUGGAGAAUCUGUCUCGUUUAAAUUUGAGGAGCAAUCGUUUGACUAUGAUAGGUAAUUUGGCGUUUAGUGAGCUCUGGGGCUUGAAAGAUCUAAUGCUGGACAACAACGCUAUCGAGUACGUCUCGGAACGUGCGUUCGGAGGUCUGACGCAGCUGCGGAAACUUACAAUCUCCGGAAACAAAUUGACGGCUUUCUACGAGGACAUUCUCGAAGAUAUAAGGAGCCUAAUAGUAUUAGAUAUGAGGGACAACCUCCUGGAGUCGAUGUCUUAUGAAACCAUUAGGCCGGUCGUCGAGAACGGGAAAUCCGCUUCGAAAGCGGUUUACUUGGACGGCAACCCUCUUCGGUGUGAUUGCCGGCUCUCCUGGAUAUACCUUUUAAGAAACGAGACCAAAGACAACACCCUGAAGCACGCCCUCGAAAAAAUAUCGUGUCUCAGCGAUACCGAGAAGCGACCAGAUAAAGCCAAUGAAAUAGAUGACAACACACUUGCCGAUGAGAAUUACGGCGAAGAAUAUUACGAUAAAAAUGAGGAUUAUGUUAAUAAGGAAAAGUUAAAAGGGAAGUUUACUAAACUUACAGAUAUUCCACUAGAAACGCUUCCAUGUCCGAAAGAGCUGCAGGCUGUUGAUGAAUCGUAUGGGCAUCCGAUUCAGAAUGAAAUUAGAUUAAAAGCGUUCUCGAAAGGGCGCAGCAUCGCACCCAGCUUGAUACUCAUUUUAUUGGUUAAGCUAAUUUAAAUUAUAAGAUAAAUUCAUGGCACUCUAAAUAA
Cydia amplana is the source of this 1702-nucleotide messenger RNA. RefSeq names its product connectin-like. Lineage: Eukaryota; Metazoa; Arthropoda; Insecta; Lepidoptera; Tortricidae. The coding region runs from base 231 to 1670 and encodes 479 amino acids. Gene Ontology annotation, molecular function: protein binding. The transcript has 3 exons. The record is from RefSeq and is a predicted model, not a curated record.